AUGUCUGACGUCCACAACACCAUCGCCGCUCCGGCUGAAGCUCCUGUCGUUGCCGAGCCUGUUGUCAUCAAGCCCGAAGAGACCAUUGUCGACCCCGUUGAGGAGACCGCAAAGCCCAUCGUCGACGAGACUCCUGUGGCAGCUGCAUCAGAGCCCAUUGCCACCGAGCACGUCGCAACUGAGGCACCUGCUGUCGUCGAGGAGGUCCCCGUCGCCGAGUCUGCCCCUGCAGUCGAGGCUGCUGCUAUCGCCGCAGAGGAGACCCCUGCCACCACUACCACCACCGAGGAAUCGAAGGCCAUCGAGUCUGGUAUUCUUGGCUACAAGGCCCCUGGCCUGAUCAAGAGCUUGAAGUUCUCCAAGAGAAGCUUCUGGUUGGGUGAGGAGCCCGUUUCAGUCGACAACCUUAGCACCUACCUCCGUGGCGAGAAGCCCGAGACUGGCAAUGCUACCGCUGCCUGGUCAAGCCACACCGGCAAGGGCCUUCUCUACUUUGUCAAGCACGCCGACGAGAAGAAGCACCCCCAGGGUGUUUUGAACCUGUCUGAAGCAACUGACCUUGAGAAGGCUACUGGCCACGAGUUCACCUUCAAGAUUCACAACCACAAGCACGCCUUCAAGGCCACCAGCGAUGCCGAGCGCGAUGCCUGGUUCGUCGCCAUCGAGAUGGCCAUGACUGAGGCCAAGGCAAACAAGGACACCGUCACUUCCAGCGAGUCCUACAAGGAGACCCUCGCCGGCCUUGUCAAGUCUCACACUCCUCACACCGGUGCUGGUCGCAAGAGCAUGGACGCCUCCAGAUCCCGUGGUGCUUCCAGACCUCGUGCCACAUCCACCUCGAGCUCGUCUUCGUCUGAUGCCGAGGCCGCGGCAAAGAAGGCCAAGAAGAGUCGCUCUGCUUCUCGCAACGGUAAGCGCCACAGCCUCUUCGGUGGCAUCAUGGGCAAGAAGGCCGAGCACGAUGCUGAGAAGGAAGAGAAGAAGGAGGCGAAGGCCGAAGAGAAGGCCGUCGAGGCUGGUCUGCCCGCCACCGAGGCCGUCGAGGAGCCUAUUGUUACCGAGACUGUUGCGCCUCUCGAGGCCGAGGCCAUUGCUGCCCGUGUCAUUGACGCACCCGUCGAGGAGCUCAAGGUUGCCGAGGAGAAGCCCGUCGAGUCCAUCGUUGAGCCUACCCACGAGGUCCCUGCCAACGUCGAGGAGGUUCCCGUCGCCAACUCUGCUGCCCUUGUCGAGGCUGCCGCUGUUGCUGCUGAGGAGAAGCCCGUCGAGGUUGCCGCUGCCGAGGAGAAGCCUGUUGUCAACAGUGUCUCAUCCAAGCCUAUCGAGGAGAAGAAGAAGACCGAAGAGAGACCCAAGACCAACAAGCGUAGCAGCCUGUUCGGCGCUUUCUUCGACAAGGUCCGCAGCCCUACCAGCGAGAAGAAGGAGAGCGAGGUCGCUCCCGUUGUCCCUCCCAAGGAGACCUUUGUCUCUGCCGAGCCUCCCGUGCUCCCCGAGCCCACUACUGAGAACUCCAACCUCGACCCUUCCGCUGUCGAGACCACUCCUAUUGUUGCUGAGCCCGUCACCGAGGCCCCCAAGGAGGCCGAGCUUGAGGCCACCAAGGUCGAGACUCCUCUCGCCAGACCCGAGGCUGAGCGCAAGCAGAGCUUCUUCGACAGCUUGGUGAAGAAGGCUAGGUCCAAGAGCCCUGCUCCUGGCACCACCACUGAAGCUCCUGCCGUCCCUCCCAAGGAUGACGAGGUCGUCGCCGCUCCCGUUGUCGAUGCUCCUGCCGCCACUACCGAGGUCGUUGGUGAGAAGUCUGUCGAGGAGCCCAUUGUUCCCACUACCGAGACCAAGAUCGAGACUCCCAAGGCUGCCACCCCCAAGGAGAGCCGCCGCAAGUCCUACUUCGGCGGCUUCGGUGGUGCCAAGAAGGAGAAGACUGAUGUUGAGAGCCCUCAAGAGGACAAGUCGAUGCUCGGCAAGGUCACAGGCCUCUUCCGCACAAAGUCUCAGGCUGCUCGUCCCGUCAAGAAGGAGAACGUCGCCCCUACUGAGCCCGUUCCUGCCAUUCCCGCCACCGAGGCUGUCACCGAGCCCACCGUCGUCGACACCCCUGCCGUCGCUGAGCCCAAAGUUGAGGAGUCUGCCGUCGAUGCUGCCCUUCCCGUCAGCGAGACCCAACACACUCCCGCCAACACCACCGUGUCCGCCGCUGCGUAG
This is a messenger RNA of Aureobasidium namibiae CBS 147.97, 2208 nucleotides long. RefSeq lists its product as uncharacterized. NCBI's taxonomy places the organism in Eukaryota, Fungi, Ascomycota, Dothideomycetes, Dothideales, Saccotheciaceae. The record is from RefSeq and is a predicted model, not a curated record. Bases 1 to 2208 code for a protein of 735 amino acids. The transcript has 3 exons.